Molecule: messenger RNA, 2068 nt
Organism: Lineus longissimus
Lineage: Eukaryota; Metazoa; Nemertea; Pilidiophora; Heteronemertea; Lineidae
Product: cell division cycle-associated protein 3-like
Exons: 4
Coding region: 76-930 (284 amino acids)
Source: RefSeq, a predicted model, not a curated record
UGUUUUGUGUGUGACCGUUUUGUCAAUUUAUUUGCCAGAAAGUUGCCAUUUCCCGAUUUAAAAGCAACUGUAACCAUGGGUGCCAUGAACACUCACCUCCUCGGAGAAUACUUUGACGGAAUCACAUCCAACACGCCGCUGAAAUCCGAUUAUGAUCACCACAAAGUCCUGGCGGUAGAUCCGCGUUCUCCCACUUCUGAGAUUACCAGGACCCCGAUUCAGGUUGACAAGACGCCCGCCCCUGCUGCUCCAUCACUCAUUGAUCCUCGAUCUCCAUCUUGUGGAAUCUGCCGAACUCCGCUUUACCAAGAAAUUCAAGAAGAGACAACGGUAAAACAAUUGAACGGUUCCUACCUCCCACUCGAUCUGGACCAGGACACCACCGAUGACUUCUCCGACUACCUGGACCUCAGCGACCCAACCACCCACUUACACUCCACAGCAUCCGGCCCAAGUUUGCUCAGUGCAUCCGAUGACCUGGACAUCGAGGAGGAGAGCGAGGGGGAGCAUGAGUUGCAGCGAUCAAUUUCCGACCCUGAGUUGUCCACGGAUCAGAUCUGUCUUAUUGACAGAAGGCAGUCGGAAUCUGGUCUUGAAUUCAACAUGAAGUCCUUCCACCAAAGCUUCAGAAAGAAGGCGAAAAAAAUGGUGUCUAAAAUAUCUCCAAACAAAUCCAAAUCGACGAGUUCACCUAGCGUCUAUCAACCAACUAAGCCAAGGAGGAGUCUAGGAGACAUCACGUCUCUCCGAUCACCUCUUGCCACGAAAAAUGUUGAUGUCAAUUCCCCUCUUUCGAUCGUGCAGCGUAAACAAGCCAGCAAGCUCAACGUGUUUCGCAGACAUUCGACUCCGGACGGGAAGCAGGGAUUUGCCAAGAAAUAUAGCAUGAUGUCAUUGGACGAUAAGGAGAAUCUUCCAUUUGAAAGUUAAGACUAUUCAUUGAACAUUUGAUAAGGAGAAUCUCCCGUUUGAAAGUUAGGGCUGCCCGGUUGAACAUUUAUUGAGGAGAAUCUCGUGUUUGAAAGUUGAGACUGUCCGUGGCCCAUUUGAUACGGAGAAUCUCCGAAAGUUAGGACUAUCCAUCAAAUAUUUGAAUACUUUGUGAAAUGAACUGCACACUUAGUGCCUCUUUCCAGUUUGCAUUUAUCAGAACUUGGAAAAACCUUGUUAUAAAUCAUGAAUCUUGUUAGGCUAUGCCAUUACUGUAGUCGGUCAUGUAUAUUUUCUAUCUUGUAUGUAUGAAGUUGAAACUUAUUUCUCAUGAAUGAGUGGGUUGAAUGUUUUGAAUGUUGAUACUUUGCUUGAGGGACAACAAAUUUUCAACCCGAAAGGAAAAAGAAUGCUUGUACUAUAUAUGCACGCCAAUAACAGUUAGUUUGGGGAACAUUUUAGAUGUUUAUAACAGCCUGUAUUUUUUCAUUCGGGCAUUGUUUGUGUGAUAGAGUUCGUAUUUAUUUUCUACUGAUGGUCUUGUCAAUUGAGAACAUUUAGGGAGGGGGUUGCAAAAUUUGUGAAAAGUGGAAGGUGUGAAUGUUUGUAAAAAGUGCUAUGAAUGAACCUGCAGAAAUCCCAAAAUCUAAAAAUGUUCUGGACCAUUUUAGGCUUUCUUUGUGAGAUGGAGUGUAAGCGUUAUUGAAGUCAGUAAAUUCCAUGAACAAUACUGGCAUUAGCAUUAAAGGUUUCAUUACUUUAGUGGGCUUCAUUUUAUCAACCCAAUAUGAAAAACUGGAAACCCAAAAUAUCCUUUUUAGAUCAGGACGUAUUUUUAUUUUGAACAUUUUCAAAUGCAGAGACAAGUGCAUCUUCAGCACUGUGUCUUGGCCUACUCCCUUGAAGAGGUUAUGAUAUUACAAGAAAGACUAACGACUGGAGUCAUAUCACCAAGAGUUGUCUUUAUGACGUCUUGGUAUCACCAAUGAAUAAAGCCCGGCUCCUGUGCAUAUAUAUUCUUGCAUGCUGUGAAAGCAUAGGAGUACUUCGUUAGUUGUUCACUGGUAAAUUUUCUUGUUGAAUGGUUACAAAUGAAAUGUAGUGAACUCUUGUACAAAUCUAAUAAACUUAUUGCUGU